UAAACAGUAAUACUUUUCUGUUCAUUACUGAUCAUGUUUUCCUUGUUUUUUUCCUUCUCAAUGUUUUGAUGACGUUGACAUUUACUUCACUGUCUCAUCUGAAUGUUCAGUGAAAUAAUGGACUUCUUAAUUACUUUACACAUUUUUAAUACGGCUUGGUUUUUACCCGCUGUAAAUUCUAACUUUGGUGCACUGCCCAUGGUGCUGAAACCCAGCGUGCUCAAACUUUGGUUGUUUACUAGAGCGAAUAGCUUUUUUGUCCUUUGUCGGCCUGUAUUUUGUAGACCCUGACAUGUAGAGCAGAACUUAAAUUAAGUUAUCAGAUAUAUUAUUGUUCAAAUCAUAGGUUUUGCAUUUGUGUCAUAGAAUAAUGUGAUUUUCUGAAUAAUUAUUGUAAGCUCGUUCCGGUACCACGUGGCGUCACUAUUGACCGUGGCUUUGAGAUGUUAUAUGCGAGUCUCUAGGCUCCUCCCAGCUUCAGAGGGUGAGGAGAUUUCUCGGGGCUUUGUUACAAAGAGAGGAAGAACGAGAGAGAUACUGCUGUCUGCGGCGACACCAGUGUUUACCGUGUAGAAAUUCAAUUCGAUUUGAUUAAUAUAUUGUUUUAUGCUUUGAUUGAUUGAAGGAUACUCAUCUCUUUGGAUCUAUGCUUGGCUCACAUUCGAUGGAAUUAUGUCUUUACCGAAUAGAAGGAGCUCUAUUGUGACGUAUUUAGUGCUUGUGCUGCUGGAGUGUUACUGGGAAGCGGUGUCCGGGCAGCUCUCCUACUCCGUCUCAGAGGAGGUAAACCCGGGGACUUCUGUGGGAAAUAUCGCUAAGGAUCUAAACCUCAAUGUCCUGGAGUUGGAGUCGCGUAUGUUUCAGAUUGUCACCGGGUCCAAGAGAAAGUAUUUCGAGGUAAAUCUAAAGACUGGUGUUCUCUAUGUGAAUGAGAGAAUCGACAGAGAAGAGCUCUGUGCGGAGGAUCUUACAUGUACAGUCCUUGUAGAGGCGGUUAUCAGCAAUCCGUUGAAGCUUUAUCGAAUAGAAAUAAAUAUUCUAGACGUUAAUGAUAAUUCCCCGUCUUUUCCUACGAGGUCACAACAUAUCAAUAUAACAGAAAACACGUUAACCGGUGCUAAAUUCCCCCUAAAAUCCUCUCAUGAUGCGGAUGUUGCUAAGAAUACCGUUAGUACAUACAAGCUUAGUCUCAAUGAAUAUUUUUCUCUAGCUACACACACAGGAGGAGAGAGUGUGUCUGCUGAGUUAGUGCUGCAGAAAGCUUUAGACCGAGAGAAACAGCCUGUGAUCCAGCUCACACUGACCGCUGUAGAUGGAGGAAAUCCACCGAAGUCUGGUAGUAUGGCUGUUAUAGUUAAUGUGUUGGACAUAAACGACAACCCCCCUGUUUUCAGUACAUCGCUGUACAAAGCCAGUGUUUAUGAAAACGUACCGAUUGGAAACUCAAUAAUAACACUAAAUGCUACUGAUUUAGACGAAGGACCAAAUGGUGAAGUGUUUUUUUCAUUUAGCGAGUUUGGAAAAGGCAACUUUGCUGAUAUUUUUGUAGUGGACACAAAAACUGGGACUGUUACAAACAAAAGAAAAAUAGAUUUUGAAGAAAACAAAGCUUUUGAAAUCCGUCUUCAAGCAAGUGAUGGGGCCAACCCUCCGAUGACGUCUCACUCCAAAUUGUUGAUUGAAGUACUAGACAUAAACGAUAAUUCCCCUGAGAUAUCAGUAACGUCACUCUUAGACACAGUAAAAGAGGACGCUAAGGUGGGCACUGCAAUUGCUCUCGUGUCAGUCCUCGACAAAGAUGGUGGCAAAAAUGGGUUGGUACAUUGUGAGGUUAAGAAUAAAGUCCCUUUUAAAUUGGAGACAAACUAUAAAAACUAUUAUUCAUUAGUAGUCAAUGGUCCUCUAGACAGAGAGAGCGCAUCUCAUUACAAUGUUACCAUCGCAGCUACGGAUGAAGGGACCCCGCCUCUCUCCAGCACCAGCAUUAUUACUGUACACGUUUCUGACGUGAAUGACAACGCUCCUCGCUUCUCAGAACCAGUGAUUAAUGUUUAUGUUAAAGAGAACAGCCUGGUAGGAGAAGUCAUUAAAACCGUGUCUGCAGUUGAUGAUGACGUCAAUGAAAAUAGUCAUGUGACCUACUCAUUCUUAGAGAGUAAAAACCACUCACUACCGCUGUCUACAAUGGUCAAUAUAAACACAGUGACAGGAGAUAUAGUCAGCCUUCAGUCUUUUAACUAUGAGGAGAUAAAAACAUUCCGUUUUAAAGUUCAGGCCACAGACUCUGGUGUUCCUCCGCUCAGCAGCAACGUGACUGUGAACGUUUUUAUUCUGGAUGAGAAUGACAACAGUCCUGGGAUUCUCGCGCCCUAUUCUGAGCACGGCUCCGUUAACAAUGAGAACAUUCCCUAUUCUGCUGAAGCGGGCUACUUUGUGGCCAAGAUCAGGGCUGUAGACUCCGACUCUGGCUACAAUGCGCUGCUUUCUUAUCACAUCUCUGAGCCCAAGGGAACCAACCUCUUCCGAAUCGGAACCAGCACAGGGGAACUAAGGACUAAGAGGCGAAUGAGUGACAGUGACCUGAAAACUCACCCGUUGGUCGUGAUGGUUUCUGAUAACGGAGAACCCUCACUGUCAGCGACUGUGUCUAUUGAUGUAGUGGUGGUUGAAAGUACAGGUGAAAUCCAGACUCAAUACAGAAUCGUACCAAGAAAGGAGGAGAGCUUCUCUGAUUUAAACUUGUAUUUGCUCAUCGCCAUUGCCUCGGUGUCAGUGAUAUUUUUCCUGAGCCUGAUCAGUUUAAUAGCUGUAAAAUGCUUCAGGACAGACGACAGUUUUAAAAGGUACGGCGCCCCAGUGAUCACCACACACCCUGACGGGAGCUGGUCUUACUCUAAAUCUACUCAGCAAUAUGACGUGUGUUUCAACUCAGACACACUGAAGAGUGACGUAGUGGUUUUCCCCGCACCGUAUCCACCUACAGAUGCAGAACUGAUCAGUAUUAAUGGAAAUGACACGUUUGACAGGACUCAGACAUUACCCAACAAAGACAAGGUAAGACAUCAUGCUUUCAAUUAGCACAUAAAUAUUCUGUUCUCCUUUCAUUUACUGAGCAUUUACUCUGCUUUGUUGUGCUUUUUAAGGUAUUUUGAUGGUGUUAUCGUUUGCUCUUUAAUGCACGUCUUACUGCCGAUGUAAGUUGUAAAAAUGGCGUGUUCUUUACCGUUGUAAAUAUAAACGUCAGUGUGCUGUCCAUGGUGCUGAAACGGAUAAGGGUAUUUUUCUUGGUGUUUGAGCUAAUGAGGUGAUUGCGCUUAGUACAUUUAUUAGAGCUACUCAUAUUAACUUACACUUGUAAUGAGAUUUUAUGAUCACCAGCCUUGGCUUGUGUCUGGGUUUUCUGAAAUGUAAUGUCAUUUGUUAAUCUAAGCUCAUACAUUGAUGCGUAAAUUCCCCACGUGGCGUCACUGUUGACCGUGGCAUUGAGAUAUUGUAUUUGGUGUCUUGAGGCACCUCCCAGUUUCAGAGGGUGAGAACAUUUCUCGGGGCUUUGUUACAAAGAGACGCGGAAUGAGAGAGAGAGACGGAGACUGGUCGGAGGCAACAUCAAUGUUUACCGUGUAAAAAUUCUGGAUUGGAAACAUAUUUCUCUAAGCUUUGAUUGUUUGACAAAUAUUCGUAUCUUUGGACCUAUACUUGGCCCACC
This is a messenger RNA of Salvelinus fontinalis (brook trout), 3706 nucleotides long. RefSeq names its product protocadherin alpha-11-like. The record is from RefSeq and is a predicted model, not a curated record. The transcript has a single exon. Lineage: Eukaryota; Metazoa; Chordata; Actinopteri; Salmoniformes; Salmonidae. Gene Ontology annotation, biological process: homophilic cell-cell adhesion. Gene Ontology annotation, molecular function: calcium ion binding. Gene Ontology annotation, cellular component: plasma membrane. Bases 673 to 3078 code for a protein of 801 amino acids.